This is a messenger RNA of Caretta caretta (loggerhead turtle), 6234 nucleotides long. RefSeq names its product solute carrier family 35 member F6 (gene SLC35F6). Gene Ontology annotation, biological process: transmembrane transport. Gene Ontology annotation, molecular function: transmembrane transporter activity. Gene Ontology annotation, cellular component: intracellular membrane-bounded organelle; membrane. The record is from RefSeq and is a predicted model, not a curated record. NCBI's taxonomy places the organism in Eukaryota, Metazoa, Chordata, Testudines, Cheloniidae.
UUCCCCCGCCCGGGGCUCGCUCCGCCCCUGGAGCUGCCGCGGCGGGCCCGGGCGGCGGGGGGAGCGAGCCCGGCCCCGCAGCAUGGCCUGGACCCGGUACCAGCUCUUCCUGGCCGGGCUGAUGCUGGCCACCGGCUCCAUCAACACCCUCUCGGCCAAAUGGGCUGACAACUUCAACGGGGGCUGCGGUGGGACUGCAGAGCACAGCUUCCAGCAUCCCUUCCUCCAGGCCGUGGGAAUGUUCCUGGGCGAAUUCUCCUGCCUGGCUGCCUUCUACCUCCUGGUCUGCAGGGACCGGCGGCGAGCAGAGCCCAGCCUGGCCCCCGCGCAGCCCUUCAACCCGCUGCUCUUCCUGCCCCCGGCGCUGUGCGACAUGACCGGGACCAGCAUCAUGUAUGUGGCCCUGAACAUGACCAGCGCCUCCAGCUUCCAGAUGCUGCGCGGGGCCGUGAUCAUCUUCACCGGGCUGCUCUCGGUGGCCUUCCUGGGCCGCAAGCUGGUGCCGAGCCAGUGGCUGGGGAUCUUGGUCACCAUGGCCGGGCUGGUGGUGGUGGGGCUGGCGGACAUGCUCGGCAGCCGCGACGAGACGCACAAGCUGAGCGAGGUCAUCACAGGUGACCUGCUCAUCAUCAUGGCCCAGGUGAUCGUCGCCAUUCAGAUGGUGCUGGAGGAGAAGUUCAUCUACAAACACGACGUGCACCCGCUGCGGGCCGUCGGCACGGAGGGUUUCUUUGGCUUCGUCAUCCUGUCCCUGCUGUUGAUCCCCAUGUACUACAUCCCGGCGGGCAGCUUCAGCGGCAGCCCGCGGCAGGUGCUGGAGGACACGCUGGAUGCCUUCUGCCAGAUCGGCCGCCAACCCCUCAUCGCCCUGGCCCUGGUGGGCAACAUCAGCAGCAUCGCCUUCUUCAACUUCGCCGGCAUCAGCGUCACCAAGGAGAUCAGCGCCACCACCCGCAUGGUGCUGGACAGCCUGCGCACCGUGGUCAUCUGGGCCGUCAGCCUGGCCGUGGGCUGGGAGACCUUCCACGGCCUGGAGAUCCUGGGUUUCCUCAUCCUCCUGGCCGGCGCCGCCCUCUACAACGGCCUGCACCAGCCCCUGCUCGCCAGGCUGCCCUGGCGCCGGCCCCCAGCGGGUGCCGUGGGCUCUGAGGCCGAGAGGGAGAACCUGCUGGGAGGGGAGAGGGCACCCAUCAACGGGGACAGCUGAGGAGCCGGACCCCAUGGGGCGUGGAUGCCAGAUCCCCGCCCCCGCCCCCCCCCAGCCCCCUGGCACGGUCUGGGACACCGAGCCUGCCUCUCUGUGCUCUGUUGGCUCUACUGGGCCUCCAGGCAUUCUGGGCACGGCUCCUCUGGGGCUCGAUCUGGCUCCUCCGGGAUUCGGAGAGUGAAGGUCACUAGAGGUGCUCCCCCUACCGAUUAAAAUGCCUCUGCCCAUCCCCAGCGGAGGCCCUGCCCUACCAAUGGCGCACACGGGUUAUGCGCCCCUUCCUCCCAGGAGGUCGCAGUGACAUCCUGUUCUGUGGGUCCCCUUCCUUCUCCCUGACCUCUGCCGCCUGCCUGGCUGCACGACCCAGGGCUGUGCCAGGAUGGGUUGAUGGACCAGCAAGGGCCAUGCGUGCCCUUGUUGGCGACCUUCAUCGGGGGCACCUUCACCUUCUCCCCUGCCCCCCAAGGAGGAGGACUUGCUCUACCCACCUGCAGCGUCUGACGGUGUGACUGGAGGAAACCGUUACGCCAGGCUAGUGGGACAGGCCCAUGACCCCUAUUCUGUCCCGCUUGCAGAGGGAGCCUGGAGGAGCACUGGACUCAUGGACCGGCCUGGGAGGCCCCAUGAGAGCAGCUGUGGAGGGCAAACGCUUCUCUGCAACGCUCGCUCUGCGUUAGCCGCACACGCCAGCCCUGCCUGGAGGCGUAAGAGUGGAACGCAGGCCGGGGGCUUGUUGGUUCCACGGUGCCCCAAGCCCAGGUUGAAGGCGGGGCCCUUAUCUGCGGGGGAUCACCCUUCUGCCUUGUAUAGCUGGGAAGAAGGGGGUGGUGCUUUCAUCUCCCAGCAAGUGCCUACUCUCCCAUGCAUGGAGGUCUCUAUUCCCCUCCCCUGGAAGCUCUCUGCUUCAGCCAUCUCCUGGCACAGAGCUGAAGCCGUCUGCAGGGUGGGGCCCUGUUUGCUGCACCCAGGGUGGUGUUGGGGGACUUUAAUGCUGCCCGCUGGCCCCUAGGAGCUGGGCUGCCGGGGGCCAGUGGAGCACAGGUGGCUGGCAGGGGUGCGCCGUGCCAUGUGCAGGAAGAUGUGCCAUUCCGCGCAUGCGUGCAGGGUGUGACCUUGUGCAGACAGCGUGUGCAAGGUCACACUGGGCGGAGGGGGCCAUUUUGUUCUACAAAAUGGCGUCCUCCCUGCAGGGGCUGGCUGGAAUGGGCUGUAGGGCUGGGGCAUGCAGUGUGUACAUAGGCACCACGCCCCUGUCGGCUGGUUCCUGCCCUGCUCCCUCUGUUGAGGGGAAGGUUGUCACGCCAGGCAGGGAGCGAUCGAAGCUGCUGGACUCACCCCAGCCAGGGCGCUCGCAGCCUGACCCGCCCUGCAGCGGGGGCGAUACAGGCGUGGCCUGGCCUGGGAGGGACAUGAUGCCCAUCUUGUCUUGGAGCACUGAGCAGUGUCUCUUGUAACCAGUAAAGCACAGACCAGGGAGCCCCCUCUGCAGCAGCUGCCUGGGGUCGGGGGAGAAGUCUGGGCCUUGUCUCUCUUUUACUGGAAUCGCUCACCCUCCUGCUGGGGCUUCCUCUGCCUGCUGCAUCCAGGGUUGUUCUCUGUUCCCAGCGGUGCCUGGGCCUGCUGGCCAGCUUCCCCCUCCUGCCUCCUCCCAUGCAGAGCUGAGCCCUUACCGGGGCUCCGCCGUCCCUCAAUGUCCUUGAACUGGCCCAGGGCCUUGCCCCGAGGUACCUCCCCGUGCCCGUCCUCAUUGCUUUCCCUGCCCCUUCCAGCGCAGGAGGGAGGUGGUCACAUUUCAGAGCCCCCCGCCUGUAUUCCCCCUUCAGCGAGGACACCUGCUCUCAGCCCCCAGGCUGCUACUGCUCCGGGGUGGAGCCCCCUCUCUCUUCCCUUCUGACCAGGGUUCCCUGCCUUCCCUGGGUUGUGCCCAGCAUGGCCAGGCUGCCCAGGCAGGCCUGCUUACUUUCCCCUCUGAGCUGGUUCCCGGUGCCUCCCGGCGUUACAGCGAUCGUACAGCACUUCCUCUGCUGGCCUGUGUUAGGGUUAAGGUAAAGGCACUGCAGAGAAACCAUCACAGGAACUUGCGUGCCCAGCUCCCCCCCCUGUGUCGUCCCCCCCCCCCCUAUGGGUUCUGGGUCCUUCACCGCCAUGCUCCAGGGGUUUCCGUGUGGGUUCUAGCUCAUCACAGCUUCAGCUCAUACCAAGCACCCCGGCUUAUGGGGCCUGGUCCUCCCACCCCUGCCCUGAGGCUUGGGACCUGCUGUGGACCAGAGGUCCUGUCUGUGCUGGCUCAGGAGGAAGGCCCUGCGUGGGUUUAAAAUCAGGGUAUUUAUCCAGAAAUCUUUUCUUUGGCCCCUGGAGCAUGGAGUUUGGACUUGUAUUGCAUUUCUCCCCAGGGGCUGGCUUCAAAGGGCUGAUAACCGGAGGAACUAGGGUCGUAUCCCCCCCUCCAGGUGCACAGUUUUGCAUGUUUAACACAAUGGACCCCGUGGUAUUAACCCUCCUUCACGAACGUUUAACUCACUUCAGUAGUGUGACUCUGAAUUCCCCAAGGCUUGUCCAGGACCCUGCAGAACAGGGUCCGGCUGAACGGCUGGGGAGCCUGGGUUCUCUCUCUUCACUCUCCUCUGCAUUUCUCCUCCCCAGCUCAUUCAUUCCCUCCUUCCCACGCACCCUCCCAACCUCCAAUAAAAUUCAAAACCUUUCUCCCUUACACAAUGGAGUAAAAGCAGCCCCAUUGCUCUCCCUCUGUCCACCUGCUUUCCUGUUCGGUUUGCGGGGCUCAGGCCAGGAGCUGAUCUGCCCUGAUGCAGUGCAUGCCAGGUGGGAUCCUCCCUCCCUAGGCCCCAGUCAGCUCUGGAAGCUGAUUUCCUUCCCGGGAGCCAGCUGUGUGCAAUCCCCUACGUACAUCCUCCGCUGCCCGCAUGUCGGCGGCGUGGCAGGAACUGGUACAGAGAGGGCCAUGCCCAUGUUUGGGGCUGCUAAGAUGGAUGUUACAUCCCCCAAACCUUCCAGCUUUGUGGAAAUGCUCACUUCCAGCCCAUCCCCGGGGAGAGGAGGGGGCGAGUUAUUUGGGCCGAGAGGGGUAGAGAAGCUGCAUGCAGGGCCUGCUGGCUCCUAUGAUGUGGAAGUGCAGCCUGGGGAAACUAGCAUCCUUGGAGCCGAUGCUGGGGCAAAGCACCUUCUGGCUGGGUUGGCAGAGAUGCCCCCCGUUGGCAUGUCACCUCUGCAGGCUCUGCCCUGUGUGUCUUGGCUGGACAGGUCACUGCUGCUGCGGACCCACUCCGCCACCUGGGGGCACUGGGCACAGCCUGCAGCAGGCGCUCCGAUGUCCGGGUGAUGGGCGGCUCUUGAAGAGCCUGGGAUUCAUAGAUACUAAGGUCAGAAGGGACCAUUAUGAUCAUCCGGUCUGACCUCCUGCUCAACGCAGGCCACAGAAUUUCACCCACCCACUCCUGCAAUAAACCUCUCACCUAUGUCUGAGCUAUUGAAGUCCUCAAAUCAUGGUUUAAAGACUUCAAGGAGCACAGAAUCCUCCAGCAAGUGACGCAUGCCCCAUGCUACAGAGGAAGGUGAAAAACCUCCAGGGCCUCUUCCAAGCUGCCCUGGAGGAAAAUUCCUUCCCGACCCCAAAUAGGGCGAUCAGCUGAACCCUGAGAGGAGGCUGCAGCAGAGGGUCCUGGGUGUCCCUUGCAAUGCAAUGCUCUGCCCAGCAGUGUCUGGGGCCCUUUCCCUGGAUCAGGGACCCCCAUUUCCUGCAGGCGGUGCUACCAAUCCGACACCUCUUUCCUCUCAGUAAGAAGCAUGAGGAGGCCAUGACAGGGAGCUGGGGUUUGGGCUUCCUUGCAGAGCUGUGGGAGAAUGCACCCCUGGUCAAUGGCUCACGGGGGGGGGGGGAUUUGGCUCUGAGGAGAGGGGCAAAGGAAGGCAGAGGCACAAAUUAAGUCCUGCUUAUGGGGCUGAAGUGGGACUUGGGGUCUGCCUUGGCAUUGCACUGGCCCUCAACCCAGGGCUGAAUUCCUCCCCUUCCCCACUGAGGAACCCCUGUCGCUAGGUGAAGGGGGCGAUUCUCCGGGCUGCCAUGCCGCAUAGCCUCCUUCUCUUAGGAACUCCCUCUGCGGUGUCUGUAACUCUCAACAAUUUGCAUGCAGGCUUGCUGCAUAUGUGCAGCUUACUGGGGUGGUGCUUGGAGCAUCUAUCAGGAUUGCGGCCCUGUUACGCUAGGUGCUGUACAGAUCCUUAGAGAGAGAGAGCCCCUGGCCUGAAGUAUAAGGUAGGAGGCAGCAGGCGAAUACAGUGAUCAGGAUGAGCAAGGAAACCAUAAGCUAAUUAUGAGAGGACGGAUGGCUUAGGGUUUGGAAGACAGGAGUUCAAGUCUACUCCAACCUAGAUUCCCUGUAGGCACUUGAGCUGUAGACUUAGCCUUUCUGUGCCUCAGUUUCCCUCCCUAAAAUAGGAGUGACAGCACUCUGCCCUACUUCCCAUUUCAGGACCGCAAAGAUUGUGCACAUGUUUUCGGUUUAAAGAUCAUGAGGGACUCAGCUGCCAUGGUGGUGGGAGCCUUAUAAAAUAGGCAGGUUUGGAAGGGUUGGAUUUAUGUCAGCAAACGUCGAUUUCACAAACUGAGCGAACCAUGUUUUCAUCAAUAACAAUGAAAAUUUACACACCGUCAAAGUAAGAAAAACGCUGCUUGAAAACUUGCACUUAGAGUGAAAAUCCAGUGAUUUAGAGCUUGGAAUUAGGCUGGUUACAAAUGGCCGCAUCAAUGAACCAUCAAACCAGAUUUGCUUUGUUGAUUCAAGGAUCAUUUCGAUGUGUAUUUUGACAUGUGACAUUGACAAUUUGUCUUUGAACCGUUUAUCAAGCUUUCACUUCUUGAAUUAUGAAUGUCGACCACCAUUAAAUAAGUGCGGGCCUCUCCCCACCGUGAUUUCCCACAAUUGUGAACAUUUAAAUUGAUAAACGUCAAAAAAUGCUUCAGAAUAAAACAGAGAGAUUAGCCCCGGACACUAUAUAAAAAAAAAAAUUAA